Molecule: messenger RNA, 523 nt
Organism: Anolis sagrei ordinatus
Lineage: Eukaryota; Metazoa; Chordata; Lepidosauria; Squamata; Anolidae
Gene: MRPL43
Product: mitochondrial ribosomal protein L43
Biological process (GO): mitochondrial translation
Cellular component (GO): mitochondrial large ribosomal subunit
Molecular function (GO): structural constituent of ribosome
Source: RefSeq, a predicted model, not a curated record
CUGCUGCGCGCCGCUGCUGCUGUUCCUGCCGCCAUGACAGGCCGAGGCACCGCUAGCCGCUUCCUCUGCAGCGUCCUGCGGAACGGCGUGGGCCGCUACGUGGGCCAGUUGCAGCGCCUCACUCUCACCCUCAGCAGGGACUCCCAGAGCGCACGAGGGGCCAGAGAAUACAUUGAAGAAAAAGUGGUGGACUUUGCCAGACAGAACCCUGGAAUUGUGAUCUAUGUGACUCCAAAGAAAAGCCGGGUCCCCACAGUGGUUGCUGAAUACUUGAAUGGAACCGUGAAGGAGGAGACUUUAAACAAGAAGACAGCUGAUGAGAUUGCGCAGCUCAUCCAGAAGCUGGCCGACCAGUCAGGCCUAGAAAUCAUCCGUAUCCGAAAGCCUUUCCAUACAGAUAACCCCAGCAUUCAAGGCCAAUGGCACCCAUUCACAAACAAACUCAGUUUACUCAAUGUCCAGAAUGUCAGUCAGCGGUGUCUCCCUUCUGCAGAAAAAUAAAUCAAUAUUGAUGAAAAGAGUC